Cololabis saira (Pacific saury) is the source of this 3863-nucleotide messenger RNA. Its product is annotated as stromal interaction molecule 1-like. Bases 255 to 2300 code for a protein of 681 amino acids. Gene Ontology annotation, biological process: store-operated calcium entry; intracellular calcium ion homeostasis; activation of store-operated calcium channel activity. Gene Ontology annotation, molecular function: calcium ion binding; protein binding; calcium channel regulator activity. The transcript has 14 exons. NCBI's taxonomy places the organism in Eukaryota, Metazoa, Chordata, Actinopteri, Beloniformes, Belonidae. Gene Ontology annotation, cellular component: plasma membrane; endoplasmic reticulum. The record is from RefSeq and is a predicted model, not a curated record.
UUUUUUCCAUUAAUUCUAUAACUCUCUAAAUUCGGAGUUUUAUACCGUCUCAGUGAACGCAGCGUAGGCGGGUCUAAUUGGGAUUGUUUUGGGGUUGUUCUCUUUUCAUCAGAAGUUUGUUGAGUUUGACUCGAGUGCGGAGAGGUGGAGAUCGAACCGUCGUACCCGCUGCGCUCUUAUCGAUCAACUGCGGUGGAUCGAUCAGAGCCGAUCGGAGCGGAUCGAUGGAUUAGUGGAGCGGCUGCUGCAGAGGUAUGGAGGGUGUGUGUGUGUGGCUGGUGUGUGUGUGCCUGCAGAGUGUGUGUGUCGGGGCUCAGAGCGGACUGGACAGAAGUGACCACGCCCACCCGGACCCUCAGCAGGUGGUAUCCCACAAUAACCCAGACUCAGAUCUGUGUGCGAUAGACCAGCAGCUCUGUCACGAUGAAGGCUCCAUCCUCAGCUUCGAAGCGAUCCGCGGCAUCCACAAACUGAUGGACGACGACGCCGACGGCACGGUGGACACGACGGAGACAGACGAGUUUCUCAGGGAGGAUCUGAAAUACCACGACCCCAAAGCUAAACACAGCACCUUCCAUCGAGCAGACCUGCACAUCAGCGUGGAGGACUUGUGGAACGCCUGGAGGAGCUCUGAAGUCUUCAACUGGACCGUGCAGCAGGUGGAGGACUGGCUGGGGAUCUGCGUGGAGCUUCCCCAGUACGCCGAGAACUUCAGGAAGUUCCAGCUGGACGGCAAAGCUCUGCCCAGACUGGCGGUGAAGAACGCCACCCUGAUCGUAUCGCUGCUGAAGAUUCUGGACAGAGGUCACGCUCAGAAACUGCAGCUCAAAGCCCUCGACAUCAUCCUGUUUGGACCACCGCCAGGCCGGCAGAACCGAUGGAAGGACCUGGUUCUGUGCUUGUCCAUCCUGAUGGCGCUGGGGGGCUGCUGGUUCGCCUACGUUCAGACCAGGAAGUCCAGAGACGACCUGGGGAAGCUGGUGAAGGACCUGGAAGGUCUGCAACGGGCUGAAGAGAGUCUGAUGGACCUGCAGGAAAAACUGCAGCAGGCUCAGGAGGAGCAGCGCUGCGUUCAGGUGGAGAAGGUCAGGGUGGAGGAGGAGCUGCGGAACGAGAUCAGUUCGUCCAAACAAGAAGCUCAGCGGCUCCGCGAAUUGCGAGAGGGAACCGAGAACGAGCGAAGCCGGCAGAAAUAUGCCGAGCAGGAGCUGGAGCAGGUCCGAAUGGUGCUGAAGAGGGCGGAGAGGGAGUUGGAGUCGCGGGCUCGCUGGACGCUACCAGAGGCACUGCAGACGUGGCUGCAGUUGACCCAUGAAAUCGAGGUCCAGUACUACAACGGGAAGAAGCAGAGUGCUGAGAGGCAGCUGCUGCAAGCCAGAGAGGGGGCGGAGAAGAUCAAGAAGAAGAGAAGUUCUCUAUUCGGAACCUUCCACGUGGCUCACAGCUCCUCACUGGACGACGUCGACCACAAGAUCCUCUCUGCAAAACAGGCCCUGGCCGAGGUGACGGCGGCUCUGCGGGAGAAGCUCCACCGCUGGCAUCAGAUUGAGUCACUGACGGGCUUCGGUCUGGUCAACAAUCCGGGUCUGGGGGCGUUGGCCACUGCCCUCAACCUGGACCCGUCCUUCCUGGGCCUGAGGCCCCCAACGCCGCAGCACCUCCUGUUGUCAGAUGACCUGGACGACAUGGACGAGGACAUCCUGUCGCCGGGGACGCUGCAGUAUGCAGCGUGGCAGAUGGAUCGCCGAGUGAGUGACCUCUGGCCCAUGAGUAGCAUGGCGGACACCCAGUCACCAUGGAAACAAUCAGCUCAGAGUCUGACACCUCUACGACACAGGACAGGAGAUCCCACGCUGAUGUCCAGCUCUCAGAGGGAUAUCAUCAACCGUUCGGACUCUGACUCCGCCCUCCCGCUGUCACAUGGUGAAUCACCAGGUUUGUGCAGCUCCAGGCCACACCUCCUGGCAUCCAAGCCCCACCCCCUGCAGAGCUCAGGCUUCAGAUUCAGAGAAGGAGGAGGUCUGGAGAAAAGCUCCAGCCUCGGGGAGCUGAGAGGAAGCUCCGCCUCUGGCCUGGCCUCCUCCUGCUCCACCCGCUCCCUCUGCAUCACGUCAGACGCCAUCAACGGCCCGCUCGUCUUCUCCUCGUCGGCCUCGUCCAGCUCUUCCGGCAGCGGCCGGGGAGCCGGUGUCAGGCCGACGGCCAGGAAGAGCCCAGCGGAGGAUGAGGGAGGGGAGGAGCCGUCCAGCAGCCGCAGGAGAAACGCCUUCAACAAGUUCUUCAGGAAAAAGCAGCACUGAGGAGCAUGAGGAAUAACCAACGAAGAAGAAUAACAAUAGAUGUGAGCAGAAGAAACUGGAUGGAUGGACUGAAAUACACAGCUGUUUCGGAGUUAAAACAGGACGACAGAAGCCACAAAGAAGAACAAUCAGAGCAGGACGAGGAGGAAUAAUGCAGAAACACAUGGGAACAUUUAACCAUUAAAGUCUCAUUAAACCUUUAUUGUCACUGAUUUUUUCAUUUAAUUCUGUACAAAUGUUUUAUCGUUUCUCUUAAGUAGUUUUUUUCCCCAGACAUUGAACUUAAUUUGCAAAAGUUAUUAUUCCGUCUCGUCCAGAAACCCCUCAUGACCCCUCCACCGCCAUGCUUGACUGAUUACUCUAAACACACAUGUACUAAGUUUACACUGUGAAUAUAUCCUUUUAUUUUGCUGGCUCUUCCUGUUUUUUCAGGUCUUCAUCCACACCUGUCACCCAGAAAUCACCUGUUCACUUGAUCAGCAGGUAUUUAAGGUGGAAUGCAAGCGUCAGCUGCUGUGUCUCUUUACAUUUUUUAAGUUUUUUAUGACUGCAAAAGACAAAUAUUCCUCAAGCCAGUUCAGAUAUUUGAUGUUGGCACUUCUGAUGCACCAGAAACAACCCAGGAAAGGAGAAAAUGAAAGGAUUAAUGUGAACAUAGUGUAAAUAUGAAAUUAUAUAAAGGAGUAACUACAAACAAACUUGAUAUUUUCAUGUUUUCUUUCACAUCAGUAUUUAUACCUUUUGAGACGUUGAAUACUUAAUCUCUGCUUCAGCCUGUCUGCAUGAUGGGAACUCAGCGCGUUUCCUGCCUACACACGCAUAAAGACAACUGUGAAAACCACUCUGGGACAUCACCGAUAGGUUUCUGAACAGUGGUUUUGAAGCACUGGUGAAUCUGAAACCGACAAACAAGUGAAGCCAACAAACCUGGCAGUUAGUCAGAAUCAUUUCAAAUUUGUAUUUCUGAUUUGCAAAACAGGCACACCUGCAAAAGUUUUAUAAAACUUGAAUACUAAAAUCUUUAAAAAUGGAGAAUAUAGAUUUAAUAGAAAAGUUCUGAGAUUCUUUAUUUCAGUUCUUCACAGUCAAGUACUUGUGUUCUUAUUGAACAGCCGGGGGUAGUCGAGCCCCUUCUAAGGGGAGGGGACAGAGAGAGGAAACUCCUCCAACAAGAGGCCUAUUGGAUACAUAAUUUACAGACGGAACAUCCAAAAGGUAUGAAUGAGGAAUGUGUGUUGUCGUGCUUUCUGUAGAUGGUGAUUGUACAGUCACAUAUCUAUUCCCGAUGCCACUAUGGAUCUAUGCACAUUAUCUUGUAUUUUUUUGUUGAUUCUUGGGUUUGUGUGGCUUACUUAAAUAUCUUUCUAGUUGUAUCAAUUUAUUAUUUUUCUUUGAUGUACUCAUAUUUUCUAUUUUCUCUAUUGUAUUUAAAUAUUUUCAUGGCUCUUCCAUGAUUGAUGUAUGGUUUUUAUUCCGAUUGGUUUAGUGUUGAUCAGAGUCAGCUGGCUUCUGUUAAAUGGGAGACACCCAUUUAAUCAUUCAUCGCUGAGGACGACUGUAAGC